Molecule: messenger RNA, 3238 nt
Organism: Agelaius phoeniceus (red-winged blackbird)
Lineage: Eukaryota; Metazoa; Chordata; Aves; Passeriformes; Icteridae
Source: RefSeq, a predicted model, not a curated record
AUGGAAGGCUCCUCCUCGCUGCUGGACGCCGAGGCUGUGGCGGAUCUGGUGCUGCUGGACCCGCUGACCGAGGAGUCGCUGGUCAGGACGCUGCGGGAGCGAUUCCGGCGGCGCGACAUCUACACCUACAUUGGGAAUGUGGUGAUCUCAGUGAACCCAUAUCAGUCCCUGCCCAUCUACACCCCGGAGAAGGUGGAGGAAUAUCGCAACUGCAGCUUCUUCGCCGUCAAACCCCACAUCUAUGCCAUCGCUGACGAUGCCUAUCGCUCGCUGCGGGACCGGGACAGGGAUCAGUGCAUCCUCAUCACCGGCGAGAGCGGCGCCGGCAAGACAGAGGCCAGCAAGCUGGUGAUGUCCUACGUGGCAGCCGUGAGCAGCAAAGGGGAGGAGGUGGACAAGGUGAAGGAGCAGCUCCUGCAGUCCAACCCUGUGCUGGAGGCCUUUGGGAACGCCAGAACUGUCCGGAAUGACAACUCCUCCCGAUUCGGCAAGUACAUGGACAUUGAGUUCGACUUCAAGGGCGAGCCCCUGGGAGGGGUGAUCAGCAACUACCUGCUGGAGAAAUCCCGUGUUGUCCGGCACGUGAGGGGCGAGAGGAACUUCCACAUCUUCUACCAGCUCCUGGCUGGGGCUUCACCACAGCUGCUCCAGCAGCUGAAGCUGCGCCAGGACUGUGGGCACUAUGGAUACCUGAAGCAGGAGGGCUCCAGCCUGCCUGGCAUGGAUGAUGCAGCCAACUUCCACGCUAUGCAGGAUGCCAUGAGGGUCAUUGGCUUCUCGCCUGCCGAGGUGACAGAGCUGCUGCAGGUGACGGCCGUGGUGCUCAAACUGGGCAACGUCCAGCUGAGCAGCAGCUUCCAGGCCAGCGGGAUGGAGGCCUGCAGCAUCAGCGAGCCCCAGGAGCUGCGCGAGAUCUGCGAGCUGAUCGGGCUGGACCCCGGCACGCUGGAGAGGGCGUUGUGCUCCCGCACGGUGAAGGCACGGGACGAGACGGUGCUCACCACCCUCACUGUCCCCCAGGGUUACUACGGCCGGGACGCGCUGGCCAAGAACAUCUACAGCCGCCUCUUCGACUGGCUGGUGCAGAGGAUCAAUGCCAGCAUCCAGGUGAAGUCGGACAGGCAGAGGAAGGUGAUGGGUGUCCUGGACAUUUAUGGCUUUGAGAUCUUCCAGGACAACGGGUUUGAGCAGUUCAUCAUCAACUACUGCAACGAGAAGCUGCAGCAGAUCUUCAUCCUGAUGACGCUGAAGGAGGAGCAGGAGGAAUACGUCCGAGAGGGCAUCCAGUGGACCCCAGUGGAGUUUUUUGACAACAGCAUCAUCUGCAACUUAAUUGAGAACAGCACCACAGGGAUCCUGGCCAUGCUGGAUGAGGAGUGCCUGAGGCCCGGCGUGGUCAACGAGGACACGUUCCUCACCAAACUCAACCAGCUCCUGGCCACACACAAGCACUACGAGAGCAAGGAGACGCAGAACGCCCGGCGUGUCACCGACGCCAGCCUGCCACCGCGCUGCUUCCGCAUCCACCACUACGCUGGCAAGGUGACCUACAACGUGACGGGCUUCAUCGAGAAGAACAACGACCUCCUCUUCCGUGACCUCUCGCAGGCCAUGUGGGCAGCCCAGCACGCUCUGCUGCGCUCGCUCUUCCCCGAGGGAGACCCCCAAAAGGUCUCCCUCAAGCUGCCCCCCACUGCAGGCUUCCAGUUCAAGUCGUCCGUGGCGAUGCUGAUGAGGAACCUCUACUCCAAAAACCCCAACUACAUCAGGUGCAUCAAACCCAACGACACCAAGUCAGCCAUGGUGUUCACGCCGGAGCUGGUGCUGGCCCAGGUGCGCUACCUGGGGCUGCUGGAGAACGUGCGGGUGCGGCGGGCGGGCUACGCCUUCCGCCAGCUCUACGGGCCCUUCCUGCAGCGCUACAAGAUGCUCAACGCCCAAACGUGGCCCCGUUGGGACCGUGGGGACAGGGAGGGGACCGAGGUGCUGCUGGCAGGUCUGGAGCUCCCCGCCGAGGAGCUGGCGUUUGGCCACACCAAGAUCUUCAUCCGCUCGCCGCGCACCCUCUUCGACCUGGAGCGGCGGCGCCAGGAGCGCGUGGCCCAGCUCGCCACCCUCAUCCAGAAGAUGUUUCGGGGCUGGCGGUGCCGGACCCAGUACCAGCUGAUGCGCAAGAGCCAGAUCCUCAUCUCUGCCUGGUUCCGUGGCCACAGGCAAAAGAACCGGUACAAGCAGAUGAAGCGGUCGGCACUGAUCCUCCAGGCGUAUGCACGGGGCUGGAAGGCACGCAGGACCUACAGGAAAUAUUUCCGUUCCAGCGCCAGCACCUGCCUGGCCAACUUCAUCUACCGGCGACUGGUGCAGAGGUACCUGGUGGGGCUGGCCAAGAACCUCCCCCCGCUGUCGGUGACCGACCGGACCUGGCCCCCGGCGCCCUACAAGUUCCUGGGUGAGACCAACCAGGAGCUGAAAAACAUCUUCUACCACUGGAAGUGCAAGAAGUACCGGGACCAGCUGCCGGCGUCGCGGCGGGCGCAGCUGCAGGCCAGGCUCUGCGCCAGCGAGCUCUUCAAGGACAAGAAGACCCUGUACCCCAAAAGCCUGCAGCAGCCUUUCCGUGGGGAGUACCUGGGGCUGAAGCAGAACCCCAAGUACCAGAAGCUGCACGCGGUGGCCAAGGACAAGCUGGUGAUGGCCGACAGCGUGAGGAAGGUGAACAGGGCCAGUGGGAAGACAGUCCCACGCCUGCUGCUCCUCACCACCGAGCACCUGGUCCUGGCUGACCCCAAGGCCGCCCAGCCCAAGACCGUGCUCAGCCUCAGUGACAUCCGUGGCGUCUCAGUCACCCGCUUCUCCGACGGCUUCCUGGCCCUGCACCUCAAGGAGGUCUCCACGGUGGGGGCCAAGGGUGACUUCCUGCUGGUCAGUGACCACCUCAUCGAGCUGGUGACCCGCCUGUACCAGACCUUCGAGGCCACCACGGGGCAGGCGCUGCCCCUGCACAUCACUGACAGGUUCUCCACCCGCUUCCCGAAGGGCGACGUGUCCAUCACCGUGGUGGAGUCCCCCAAGGCCAGCACCAACGGCCCUGUCUGCAAGAAAAAGGGCAGCAACAAGAUGGAGGUCCUGGUGUACUGAGGGGACCCUCACCAGGACCCCCACCCUCACCCUGGCACCCUGACACCCCCUUUAUGUCAUCCCCCACCCCAUGGGUGCUGGCAGCACCCAGGCAUCGCUC